CUCAACACCUUCCCUUUUAUUGAGAGAGAUGGGUGGAGGGGAUGGGGAGAAGGAGCUAACGCUGGAGAAGACACCCACAUGGAUCGUGGCAGUGGUAUGUUCCAUUAUAGUCAUCAUCUCCCUCCUGGUGGAGAGAUUCCUUCAUCUUCUUGGAAAGUAUCUAAAAAGAAAGAAGCAGAAGUCUCUCUUCGACGCCCUCCAGAAAAUAAAAGAAGAGCUGAUGCUGGUGGGCUUGAUCUCCCUCCUGCUGGCGGUGUUCGAGGACGACACUCAGCGCAUCCGCAUCCCCAAGACUUGGAACCACCACAUGCUCCCCUGCGACAAUCACUCCUCCUCCGCCGGCCGGCGGCGGAUCCUCGCCGCCGGUGGAUGCAGCAAGGAUGACUGCACGUCCAAGGAUAUGGUCCCAUUAUUGUCCACUAAAGCAUUGCACGAGCUGCAUAUCUUCAUCUUUGUUUUGGCGGUCACUCAUGUAAUUAUGAGUGUUUCAACUAUGGUUUUAGGAGGAUUAAAGAUACGUAAGUGGAAAGCCUGGGAGGAUUCAAUUCACCAAGAUGAAGCAAUAAACGUCUCAGACAAAGUCACUCUCAUAAAUCAAUUUCGAUUCAUCAACGACCACUUUCAUGGUAUUGGGAAACAGUUCAUGCUGCUACAUUGGUUGCAUUCUUUUGUAAAACAGUUUUAUGGAUCUGUGACCAGAUCAGAUUACACAACAAUGAGACUGGGUUUCAUCAUGACACAUUGCAGGGGGAACGUGAAAUUCAAUUUUUACAGGUACAUGGUAAGGGCUCUGGAAGCUGAUUUUAAAAAGGUUGUUGGUAUCAGUUGGUAUUUCUGGAUUUUUGUGGUCAUCUUCUUGAUGCUGAAUAUUCAUGGGUGGCGCACAUAUUUUUAUGUAGCUUUCGGUCCAUUAGUUCUUCUACUGGCUGUGGGCACCAAGCUGGCGCAUGUCAUGACUCAGUUGGCCAAGGCAGUUGCUGAAAAGCAUUCGGCCAUAGAAGGAGAUUUAGUUAUCAAGCCUUCUGAUAAUCUGUUCUGGUUUCAGCGGCCUCGGCUCAUACUCAUCUUGAUUCAUUUUCUGCUCUUCCUGAAUUCCCUUGAGAUUGCAUUGUUCUUCUGGAUAUGGAUCACUUUUGGUUUUGACUCCUGCAUCAAUGGAAGUGUAGGCUUCAACAUCGCCAGACUUGUAAUUGGGGUGACUGUUCAGCUUCUCUGCAGCUACAGCACCUUGCCACUCUAUGCCAUCAUCACCCAGAUGGGGACUUCAUUCAAAAAAGUGAUAUUUGAUGAGCAUAUUCAAGAAGGCCUUGUAGGCUGGGCUCAGCAGGCAAAGAUGAGGGUAGGGCAAAGAGCAGACAACUAUCAGACUGGACCAAGCCAUGUUGGACCAAAAGAUGGGACUCUUGUGGCAGUUCAGACACCAGAGAUAUCUGACCAGGGAAAGUUUACAGUAGAAGAGGAGGCGAAUGCUAGGCUUUUUAGGAGAAACACAUCAAAAGCAUCUAUGCCAUGACCCACCAUCUGAAACCUACCACCGUAUCGUCUUACGAUUUUUGAGUCAAAUAUCAUGCUCAUACUAUCGAAGCAUCCAAACAACCUUAACAUGUAUCAUACUGCAGGUGUAUAUUAUGAGCUUCUGGAAGGGUUGAUGAUACAUUAUCAAUGUCCUUGCAUGUGAAGCAUUAGGCCAAUCUGCUGACAUUGAAGGGAUAACUGACAAAAUGAAUGGCAAUUUCUCAUCAUUAUUUUUAUGCCAUUUCA
Phoenix dactylifera (date palm) is the source of this 1761-nucleotide messenger RNA. Its product is annotated as MLO-like protein 1. The record is from RefSeq and is a predicted model, not a curated record. Gene Ontology annotation, cellular component: membrane. Gene Ontology annotation, biological process: defense response. NCBI's taxonomy places the organism in Eukaryota, Viridiplantae, Streptophyta, Magnoliopsida, Arecales, Arecaceae.